AGACCUGGUCCUGUAGACGGGAAGGAGCCUGGACACAGUGACACAUUCUCAAAGGCCCUGCAGGACCACCAUGGCUUAUGAUGACUCCAUGAAGAAAGAAGAUUGCUUUGAUGGUGAUCACUGCUUGGAGGACAUAGGACUGGCAGCUGGCCGAAGCCAACGAGAAAAGAAACGUUCUUAUAAAGAUUUUUUAAGAGAAGAGGAAGAAAUUGCUGCUCAGGUCAGGAAUUCUUCCAAGAAGAAGUUAAAGGAUAGUGAACUCUACUUCUUGGGGACGGACUCGCACAAGAAGAAGAGGAAGCAUUCCUCUGAUGAUUACUACUAUGGAGAUAUUUCGUCUUUGGAAUCGUCACAGAAGAAAAAGAAAAAGUCCAGCCCACAGUCUGCUGAUACAGCUAUGGACCUAUUGAAGGCUAUCACUUCCCCACUGGCAACAGGCUCUAAGCCUCCCAGAAAGACAGGGGAGAAAUCAUCUAGUUCUUCAAGCCACUCAGAGGGUAGAAAGGAACAUCACAGGAAGAAAGCAAGUGGAAGCGGUGGAGAACUUAGCCUGGAGGAUGGUGGCUCCCACAAAUCCAAAAAAAUGAAACCGCUCUAUAUGAACACAGAGACACUGACCCUUCGUGAGCCUGAUGGCUUAAAGAUGAAACUUAUUCUCUCACCAAAGGAGAAAGGAAGCAGCUCAGUUGAUGAGGAGUCUUUUCAGUACCCCUCUCAGCAAGCAACUGUGAAGAAGUCCUCUAAGAAAUCAGCUCGGGAUGAGCAAGGUGCUUUACUCCUAGGACACGAGUUACAGAGCUUUCUGAAAUCCGCCCGGAAGAAACACAAGUCAUCUUCAGACCCACACUCAUCUCCUGGCCCUGAAGGACCUGAUGCCUCCCAAUUCCUAGAACCCCACAGUGCUAACCUUGAUCUUUCAGGAAUUGAACCUAUUCUGGUAGAGUCGGACUCAUCCUCUGGUGGGGAAUUAGAGGCUGGGGAGUUAGUGAUAGAUGACUCUUACCGGGAAAUCAAGAAAAAGAAAAAGUCAAAGAAGAGCAAAAAGAAGAAGGAUAAGGAAAAGCAUAAAGAGAAGCGACACUCCAAAUCCAAGAGAAGUUCGGGACUUUCCACUGCAGCAAUGGGAGAGGUCACAAUGACCCCUGCCCCUCCUCCUAGCGUCGCAUAUACUGGAGCGGCUGUCCCUCCCCCACCACCUCCUGGCCUCCACACAGAUGGCCAUGGUGAGAAGAAAAAGAAAAGAGAGGAGAAGGAAAAAGAGAGAGAAAGGGGAGAAAAGCCAAAAAAGAAGAACAUGUCGGCCUACCAGGUGUUUUGUAAAGAAUAUCGCGUAACCAUUGUGGCUGAUCAUCCAGGUAUAGAUUUUGGGGAACUUAGUAAAAAACUGGCUGAGGUGUGGAAACAAUUGCCAGAAAAGGACAAACUGAUUUGGAAGCAGAAAGCUCAGUAUCUGCAACACAAACAGAACAAAGCAGAAGCUACAACUGUGAAAAGAAAAGCAUCCAGCUCAGAAGGUUCCAUGAGAGUGAAAGCUUCUUCUACAGGAGUGCUGUCACCUCAGAAGAAGUCCCCGCCCAGCACUGUGCUGUUACCGACCUCACCAGCCAAAGCCCCUGAGACAGAGCCCAUUGAUGUUGCUGCUCAUCUGCAGCUGUUGGGAGAGUCCCUAAGCCUCAUUGGACACCGCCUGCAGGAGACUGAGGGAAUGGUGGCUGUGUCUGGCAGCCUGUCAGUGCUUCUGGAUUCCAUUAUCUGUGCACUUGGCCCCUUGGCUUGUCUGACCACACAACUACCUGAGUUGAAUGGCUGUCCUAAACAGGUCUUGUCAAAUACUCUAGACAACAUUGCUUACAUCAUGCCUGGACUCUGACAGCAAAGAAUCCUGGGACAGAAACCUUAUCCUCCCCACUGCUGGCUUGUGUGUAUGUGACUGUUCCAAAUCCCUUCACUGGCCUCAGUGUAGGUUUUAAAUUUUUAUGUAUGUAUAUACGUAUGUAUAUAAAUAAUGUACAAUAUAUACAUAGGACUUUAAAUACUUUGCUUUUAAUAAUUUUACGAAGUGGCAAAAGUUUAGCCA
Messenger RNA from Orycteropus afer afer, 2077 nucleotides. It is a transcript of the gene HMGXB4, whose product is annotated as HMG-box containing 4. NCBI's taxonomy places the organism in Eukaryota, Metazoa, Chordata, Mammalia, Tubulidentata, Orycteropodidae. The record is from RefSeq and is a predicted model, not a curated record.